AUGGCCGGUAUCGCGCGAACCAAGAAGAUAGCUCCUGUCCAAUUUGCUCUCAAGACUCUUGAUGACGAUGACUGGGACACAAUUCUGAGGGUAAAUCUGGAUGGCGUCAAAAACUCACUACGAGCCGAAAUUCAAUGUAUGCAAGACGGGCGUUCAAUUGUCAAUGCAUCGCGCACUGCUGGACAAUCUGGACCGCCUAAUUCCUCUCCGUAUACCGUUUAG
Cladophialophora immunda is the source of this 222-nucleotide messenger RNA. RefSeq lists its product as uncharacterized. Bases 1 to 222 code for a protein of 73 amino acids. The record is from RefSeq and is a predicted model, not a curated record. NCBI's taxonomy places the organism in Eukaryota, Fungi, Ascomycota, Eurotiomycetes, Chaetothyriales, Herpotrichiellaceae. The transcript has a single exon.